AUGGCCGCCAAGCCCGCCGAGCUGCUGGGCGUCUGCUCGAGCUACCAGGCGGUGAUGCCCCACUUCGUCUGCGUGGCCGAGGAGUUCCCCCCGCCCGCCCGCCCGGCCCGAGCCCCCCGGGGCAAGCUGCGGCGGCCGCGGCAGUCGCGCUUCAAGACGCAGCCGGUGACUUUCGACGAGAUCCAGGAGGUGGAGGAGGAGGGGGUGUCCCCCAUGGAGGAGGAGAAGGCCAAGAAGUCCUUCCUGCAGUCCCUCGAGUGCCUGCGGCGCAGCACCCAGAACCUCAGCCUGCAGCGGGACCGCCUGGGCAGCUGCCGCCUGCGCAACAGCCUCGACUCCAGCGACUCGGACUCGGCCCUCUGAGGGCGGCCCGGCACGGCCCGGCCCGGCACGGCUCGGCCCGGCCCGGUGGGACUGCGCCCGCCCCGCUCCGGCAGGGACCCGGCCGCAGGGAGGCUCGGCGGGGCGCCCGGCGGGCCGGGAUGUUUUCUGAGAAAGCGCUUGUACCUGCGUUUCUAUUCGAUUGUAUGAAACUCUCCGCCUGAAAGACACACACACACACACAAAAAAAAAAAAAAAAAAGGAAAAAAAAUCUUUUCUAUUCGUUAGAAGAAAUAUGAGCUGGUUUAGAUGCAUCGAGCUGCUGGACUUUAUAUUUAUUUUUGCAUUUAAACUGUUGACUGCGUUAAUUUAAUAUGUUUCUACCUGAAUGUCUGUUAUUAUUUCCAUAAAAGAGUAAUAAAAUCCGAUAUAUUUGCACAGUA
Messenger RNA from Cygnus atratus (black swan), 764 nucleotides. RefSeq names its product chromosome 5 C11orf96 homolog (gene C5H11orf96). Lineage: Eukaryota; Metazoa; Chordata; Aves; Anseriformes; Anatidae. The coding region runs from base 1 to 363 and encodes 120 amino acids. The transcript has a single exon. The record is from RefSeq and is a predicted model, not a curated record.